Molecule: messenger RNA, 870 nt
Organism: Ambispora leptoticha
Lineage: Eukaryota; Fungi; Glomeromycota; Glomeromycetes; Archaeosporales; Ambisporaceae
Source: the annotation of a GenBank genome assembly
GCAGUAAAAGAAUUUCUGUCUGAUAUCGAAAUACAGUUGAUUAAUAACAAAAAUACGUUAUUCACCAUAAAAAGAUUCCUCGCAGCAACCAACUCCAAUGAACCCGAAAUGAACAAACGACUAAAAUCUUUUGAAGAAUUUAUGAAAGCAGCCCAAUCGAAUAAUCCCCAUGGACAAUAUCUUCUCGGGUAUUGCUAUGGCGAAGGAAUCGGUGUAUUUGAAGACAAAAAAUCUGCAGUUUAUUGGAAACAACAAGCGGCAAAACAACGGGUCCCAUCUGCUUGCUAUUAUUUAGCCUGCCAUUAUCACUGUGGACGUGGUAUUAAAAAAAAUGCAUUAAACUAUUAUUGUCUUUUGCAAAAGGCAGCGGAACGUGGACAUCUUCGUGCUACAUUAGAGCUUGCUAAUGCAUAUAAUCGAGGCUUUGGCACUUCAAAGGAUAAACAUAAGUCCAUGUAUUGGCUGAGUAAAGUAGCAGAUGGUUUUGUAGCUAGCGCAUUUUUAAAAGCUAACAUUCCGAAUAGUGAAUGUUUCGAUAUUGCAGAAUUGCCGGUUCAACAUCCCGACAACCAUAAUCCUGACACACCAUAUCUCGACAAACAACAUCCUGAUGUUCGAAAUCUUAAAAGCCCAAUAUCUUCUAUUGGUUCGGGAGGUAGAAAUAAUUUUCGGGAUGUUGAGUUUUCGGGAAAUUGUGAUUCGAGAGAUAUGAUCUCUCUGUCGAAACGGACUCCUCCAGAAAGCUUGCCGCAGUUAGAAUUCCUAGUUGCAACGUGCGUAGAGCAUUUUGAAACAACCCACAAACAGGAUAAUAAUCCGCGCAAAGAGUUGUUAUUCCAAAAUAACACUGAAACUCUAACCGGUUCUUGA